This is a messenger RNA of Cutaneotrichosporon oleaginosum, 1457 nucleotides long. RefSeq lists its product as uncharacterized. NCBI's taxonomy places the organism in Eukaryota, Fungi, Basidiomycota, Tremellomycetes, Trichosporonales, Trichosporonaceae. The record is from RefSeq and is a predicted model, not a curated record.
CCGGAUCCUGAGGCUAGAACGCGAAGCUGGCGAUAUUGCAACUAUAGUGAAUGGCUAGCGAGACUGAUGAUGCCUGAAUGCUCCAUCCAUGCACUUCUCGGCGGAGGUCUUCUCCGCGUUCGCAAAGGAGUAACGGUACGAGUAACUGCGAUUUGGUUUGCGAUGCAGAUUGUCAAUGGAAGUCUGACGAGGCGGAGAUGUCCGUGACGAAUGGUCACGGUUAUCCUGCAGUGGGGUAGGGGAACCAUCCCAACGUGACGUGAGUGACGCACCUGGUAAUCCCAACUGCCAGGUCCCUCUAUAUUGCUCGCACUUCGCGAGUCUGCUCACCAACCAAACAUGCCUGGCGAGACCGAACUCACGACGCCCGUCAAGCUUACCAAGGAGGACGGCUCGUUCAAUCGCGCCGCCCACGGCUGGGCGCGGCAGCCUAUCGUCGAUACCGCUGCGAUCGAUGGCAGUGUACUGAAUGGCAAGAACCGCCGGUGGGAGUACUGGUGCGUGCUCACGCCGACGCACAUCCUGGCCUUCUCCAUCGCCGACAUCGACUACUUCGCGCCUGCCAGUGUGUGGAUCUUCGACCGCAAGCAGAACAAGGCAGUCGUCAACUACGCGAGUGUCGGGCCGAUCGGGAGUGUCAAGCUGUCCCCGAACGUCGAGGACGGCCCGCAUAGCGCGCGGCACUCGAACCCGGACGGAGAGCUCGCUGUGGACAUCGAGCACUUGCCCAACGGGACACGCAUCCGCGCGUCCGUCCCCGGAGGGAGCUUCGAUGUAAUCGCCUCCAUGCCGCCGAGUCACGAGCGCACGGCCGUCGUCGUUCCUUGGUCCGACGACCUGUUCCAGUACACCCUUAAGGACAUCUCGCGGCCCGCCACGGGCUCCGUCACGAUCGGUGGCGAGACGUUCCCCGUCCCUGAGGGCUCGUGGGCGAUGCUAGACCACGGCCGAGGCCGUUGGCCCUCCAAAGUCCACUGGAAUUGGGGCGCCGGGUCAGGCAGGCUCGCGGACGGCCGCGUGAUGGGUCUCCAGGUCGGAGACAAGUGGACAGACGGAACGGGGUCGACGGAGAACUCGUUCCUCCUCGGCACACGCGUCUACAAGAUCAGCGACAAGUUGACCUGGAAGUACGACGUUGACAACUGGAUGGACACGUGGCAUAUAUCGGGCGGCGGCCUCGACGCGACGCUCACACCGUUCUACAACAAGGCAUCAUCUGUUGAUACCGAGCAGGUGAAGAGCCGGACGGACCAGUGCUUUGGUGUUUGGAAGGGCAGAUUUGAUACUGGGGAGGAGAUGGUCGAGUUCGAGGACAUCGUGGGGUUUGCGGAGGAUGUCACGAAGACGUGGUAGGAUGGAGCGUUAGCUCUGUUAGAGUGGGAGCGUGCUGUAGAAAGGCUAUGGAAUUCCUGAGCAAGAACAGCGAAAGGUGGAGCAGAGCACUUUAUAUACCCCCG